Messenger RNA from Truncatella angustata, 1379 nucleotides. RefSeq lists its product as uncharacterized. Lineage: Eukaryota; Fungi; Ascomycota; Sordariomycetes; Amphisphaeriales; Sporocadaceae. The transcript is spliced from 2 exons. Bases 367 to 1248 code for a protein of 293 amino acids. The record is from RefSeq and is a predicted model, not a curated record.
GAGUCAGAGUCAGAGUCACAGUAAAUUCUGAGGACAUUCUAUAUCUAAUUUAGUCCACGCCAUCCGUCUGUCUCCGCGAGUACCAGUCAACACGAAGCUGCAAAAAGGGGCAUCAACACAAACGCAUCGCCCCGACAGGUACCACGUACAACGUGAGACGACAACUUUAAAAACUUCAGUUCACAAGUUUUCGGACGUGGCACAACAUAUUCUUCGGCAUAAAACCCUGUCCAUUUUAUAAUUGCUCAGCAUUGGAUUUGGAUUGGGAACUCUUCGCCCCCCACAAAGUAAAAGAGUUGAUUGAGACUAUUCUCAAGCCCGCAUUCCGACACUCUGAGACAAUACCCCCCAACAACAGACAUCAAAAUGAAGGGUCCUACAAGUUUCUUGGUUGCAGCUGUUGCACUUUCUUCAACAGUAUCGGCAUGGCCCCAAUGGCUUCCAGCUCUCGACUCCCUCGUCGUGAGGCAGGAUGACUCGACCACAACAUCCGCACCCAAAGAGACCGGCACUACAACAGCCGAAUCAGCAACAGAGACAGCCACAACGACAGCUACAGGAAAAACUACUGCCAAAGUUAUCACAACAAAUUUGAACACUGGUGGCGUGUCAACGACGAAGACGACGGGGACAGGCGAGACGACAGGCACGGGCAAAGAAUCAGGCAGCAGCAGCACCGGUACGAGUGGGUCAGGAAAUUCUACGCACACAUCUUACGAUUCCGACGACCCAGCAGGCGGUAUCUCCAUGAUCACGCCAGCAACGACCGCAAGCACACCACUUUACCGUAUCGGAGAAACAAUCACAUGGGCGUGGAACUACACGUCGCUCCAAGGCACGCCAACUGCCGUAGAUGUCCUCGUGUCCUGCAGUGUCGCCACCGAGACCUGGACUCUGACCCAGAACAUGACAUUCGAGCCUACCGGCACUUACAUCUGGGACACUAACUCAUAUGCUCAAACCGCUGUGGCCAGUCCUUUGCUGACGGAGCAGUACACACUGAUCAUCUACGAUGCCGACUCACAAAUCUCAGCUACUGCCGAACCGGGAUACCUGAGCGUCUAUAAAGGAUUCACAUUCGGCAUGUACACUGCCCGUCCAUACAAGGAUCUAGGCGAGUGGAAGUGUGUCACCUGCAGUGCCGCCAACAGCAACCUCGACAACCAAGCAUUGCGAUUUGCUGUUGGCAUGGCGACCAUCACCGUCUUGACCUUCACCUGGUUCGUGGCUGGAUUUGCAGGGUUAUAGAAGUAGAUGGCCCAAACGGAUGACUAAUCGUGAACUUUUUAUGAGGUUCAAGAGGGCACAGGGAAUCUCGGAUGGGUGCCGUUUCACUGGGUAAUAUCUUGGGAUAUGGAGGGAAAAUUCAUUGUACAUGG